Molecule: messenger RNA, 4261 nt
Organism: Boleophthalmus pectinirostris (great blue-spotted mudskipper)
Lineage: Eukaryota; Metazoa; Chordata; Actinopteri; Gobiiformes; Gobiidae
Gene: mfhas1
Product: multifunctional ROCO family signaling regulator 1
Exons: 2
Coding region: 428-3490 (1020 amino acids)
Molecular function (GO): protein binding
Source: RefSeq, a predicted model, not a curated record
AGAAGGAAAUACUGGAAGGUGGGCCCAACUGACGCAGUGUGCAGGGAGGGUGUCACUGCUCCUACUCCAACGCUUCACUUCAUUCCUAGAUGCCGAAAACAACCGAGACACUGCAUAGACAAAAGCCAUACAGCCAGUGACCCAGAGAGAUGAACUAUAGAAGGUUACCGGGGCCAUUAUGAAACGGACAGCGAGCCCAGUGCUACACUCCAGUCGUCGGGGAUUACAGCGUGCGCUAUAAUCACGGUUGGUUUGUUUUCAUUGUGUGGUGAAUGGCGCAGGAGCAGAGGAUGCACGGAGCAACGCUGUGGCCAAGGCCAGCGUUAUUAUCAUUGAAGAUGUUUGACUAUCUGGCGGCUAGCACUGUCGUUUUCCCGUGCCGUAAAGAUUGUUGCUGUUGGAUCAUCAUGCUACACGCGCAAUAUCGAUGAGGACCGUAAAUGAAAACAAGGAGGAAACGCCUGGCUGCAACGCCAUGGAGGAUAAGGAGAAUAACCUAAAGACGGCCAGGAUAUGGAGGGAUGCAGCCCUCAGAUCCAGGAAACUGCGGAGUAACCUGCGACAGCUCACCCUGUCCUCCAAAAACAACCAGGAGAUUAUACUGCCAGAUGAUAUUGCCGAAAUAGAGGUGCUCAAUAUCGGUAAUAAUUUCCUACAGGAACUGCCCGAGGGCCUGGGAUCCAGUCUGAACAAUCUCCGUGUUCUUGUUCUCAGGAGAAAUAGGUUCACGGUUAUUCCCGGCGUCAUCUUUGAGCUAGGGCAGUUACUUGAACUGGACAUGAGCCACAACUGUCUAAAAUGUCUCUCUGAGGAUCUGGGGAAGUUAAAGGGACUGAAAAAGCUCUGUGUCAGUCAUAACAAAAUACAAUUUUUACCCUCUCAAAUUGGUAUGCUUAAGUUUUUGGAAGAGCUCGACAUCAGCUUUAAUGAGCUACGGGAUCUACCCAAAUCCUUCUCUAACCUCACUAAGCUGAGAACGCUGGAUGCUGAUCACAACAAGCUAAAUCAAUUCCCUACUGAGAUCCUUGGUCUCUGGGAGUUAGAGGAGCUAGACUUGUCAGGGAAUAAAUUUGAGAAAUUACCAACAGAUCUUGUAAAACUAAAGUCCACAAAAAUCUUAUGGCUCAGUUGCCUUCGUAUCAACACAUUACCAGACACUUUCUGUCAACUGCACAAGAUUGAGAGCUUAAUGCUGGACAGUAACCACCUACAAGUGUUGCCUCCUGCCUUCACCAAUUUGCAAAGACUGAAAAUGCUUAAUCUCUCCUCAAACCACUUUGAAAACUUUCCUGAGGUAAUUUUAAGUAUCAGAGGAUUAGAGGAACUUUACCUGAGCAGAAAUAAACUGACUUGCAUUCCAGAAGAUUUAGGGCGACUUGUGAACUUGGCCAAUCUGUGGUUGGACAAUAACAGCAUAACAUAUCUGCCAGACUCCAUUGUAAAACUGUCAAAAUUGGAAGAGCUUGUUAUACAGGGUAAUCAAAUAGCCAUACUCCCAGAUAAUUUUGGAAAGCUAUCCCAAGUGAACAUUUGGAAAGUCAAGGAUAACCCUCUUAUUCAGCCUCCUUAUGAGGUGUGUAUGAAAGGAAUACCAUACAUAGCUGCUUAUCAAAAAGAACUUGCACAAUCCCAGCUUGCUGUGAAGCCAAGACUUAAACUGGUUUUAAUGGGGAUGAAGAACUCUGGUAAAACUUUACUCGGGCAGAGUUUAGUUUUCAAGUCACAAAAUGUGACACAUUUCCAUGGAAACAAAGGAAUUGAAGUCACAAACUGGGUAGCAGAUAUAGACAGGUGUCUUACAUUUUUAGUGUAUGAUUUGUCAGGGAAGCAAAAUUAUGACCUCAUAAAGUCCUUUUUUCUGUCCCCUGGUGCUCUGUAUGUUCUUGUAGUAAAUCUCAAAAUGUAUAUGCCCAAGAACUUUUAUGCCCAUGUUGGGUAUUUUCUUCACCUCCUCUGUGCCAAAGUUCCUCAUGCCGUGGUGUGUAUAGUGGGCACACACACAGACGUGUGCGGACAAAUGGAAGUGGAGGAGAAAAGCCUGGACAUUCACAGACAGAUCGGCCUCCAGGAGCAGGCUGACAUAGAGUCUCUGAGAGGCCUCAUUCAGCAAGUGGACCUGGCUUUGGAACAGGGCUUUAAUGCCCGCUCUUUUAGCCCUCAUAUCCCUUUUUAUGGUGUGUCAGAUAGGAACUUGCAGCGCAGGAAAUCCCAGCUACAGUACAUGCUAAACCACAGACUGCAGAUCCUCUCCCCUGUUCUGACUGUUAGCUGUACCUGUGCACAGACCAACAUCCAGAGGCUAAGGGACAAGCUCAUGUCUGUUGCUGACCACAGAGAUAUUUUCCCCAAUCUCCACCGCGUGCUGCCCAAGUCCUGGCAGAUGCUAGAAGAACUGCACUUUAAACCCAAAGAUCUGUGGCUUUCCUGGUGGGACUCUGCACGUCUGGGCCUCCAGGCAGGACUAACAGAGGACCGCCUACAGAGCGCUUUGUCCUACCUACAUGAGAGUGGGAAAAUGUUGUAUUUUGAGGACAGUCCUACUCUCAAAGAAUAUGUUUUUCACAAUCUUCCAAGAUUUAUAGCAAUUUUAAAUGUGUUUUUCCAGAGAGAGGAAUCCACUCUCUUGGACAGACUUCUGUCUGAGGGUGAGAGGGGGGACAAAGGAAGGGUUAGCCUGGUCAUUGAGGAUGAGAAAGGAGAAAGUCUCAGGGUUACACAUCUGCAGCAUUUUGUGGAGGGGUUUCUUCAAAAUGGCCUUCUGCCCUCUAACGUAAUCCGCCUGCUUCUCAGACCACUCAUUCAGACCCAGCAGGACCUUCACCUCAUCAUGCAGCUCCUGGAGAAGAUGGGAAUCUGCUACUGCAUCAACAAAACUCGGAGCAAGCCUCUGAAUGGAGCCACAGUGUGGUACAGGUUUCCCAGCUACGUCAACAGUGAGUCCUCCAGCAGCACAGAGGGCGCAGCCAGUGGAGGCUCCUUCUGCCAGUUCUUCUCAGUGGAGCAGCUGAACAUUCAGUACUGCUUCCCUGUUUUCUUUCCUCCAGGACUCUUUGAUCGCUUCAGUGUGCAGAUAAAUAGCCAUGUCGUCCAAAGGUCAGAUGGAAGACAUCAAAUCUGUGCUUAUCGUGGUAAAGUCCCUGUGUUAAUAAGCCACCAUCCACCAAAAGGAAAAAUGACAGAGACAUUGUCCAUAGUCAGCCAUGCUUCCUUGCCUAACAUUUGGACUGCGUGGCAAGCCAUCAUGCCACUGGUGGAAGAGCUGAACAUUCUGCUUCAAGAGUGGCCUGCGCUCCACUACUCUGUGCAUAUCCUGUGUUCAAAGUGCCUCAAGAGGGGGUCAUCCAGCCCACAUGCCUUUCCAGGUGAACUUCUUAGCCAGCCUCGGCCGGAGGGACUCACUGAGAUCAUCUGUCCAAAUGGCACCGAGCGUGUGAAUGUAGCACUGAUCUACCCUCCGACUCCUGCAGUGAUCAGCCCCAGUCCCAAAUGACAGCAGUGCUCUACCAGUGGCUCCAUGGAUUUCCCAAUCUCCUGAGUCUACCUGUAAUUUCCAUUGAUGCUGGACAUGUAAAAGUGCUCACAUCUCUUAAAUAUUUGAGUAUUUAUACAAUAAUAAAAUAUGUGAACAGCAGACUUUGCAUGUUGUCAUAUUCGCUAUAAUUUUCAAUUUGUCCUUUGUCUUGUAUCCAUUGUAUUGAAGGAUUAUGGAACAGCACAAACAUCAUACUGGUUACUUCCACACAAUUCAAAGGCAGAUUGUAUUACCAGGGCUGUUUGACUCACUCAUUUGUUACUUCUGUUUCAUAAAUUCAAACCAUUACAAGACACCUACAUAGUGUCCACUCUGAACAUGUCUGUUUACUCUAUCUCUCUGUAUGGUGUACCACAAAAGACUAUGCAGUAAAGGCUAACUGCCAAGGAGUGGUCAGUGGAAUUUGUACUGAAACAGUUUCUGACCAAACCACAGAAUAAUAAUCAUGUUUUCUGUACAGUAGUUACUUAAAUUAAAUGUGUCACUGGAAUGAAGAGACAGACAGGUUUGUUUAUUCCCUCACUGAAAAAUAUGAACAGAGGGGGAGGGUUAUCUUCCUAUUAAUAUAUUUUUAUUUUCAUAUGUUGGCCUAGGGUGUGAUCAUCCUAGUUUUGACAUAUUAUCAGUGCAAUGGUGUGCAUGACCUGGGUGUAGGGGUGUUGCGAUUGUUUGCUGGUUUUAACAGCUCACAAAAUAAUACCAAAAUAAAUAAAUGGCUUUAAUAUGAAA